Molecule: messenger RNA, 1390 nt
Organism: Salvia hispanica
Lineage: Eukaryota; Viridiplantae; Streptophyta; Magnoliopsida; Lamiales; Lamiaceae
Product: UDP-arabinopyranose mutase 1-like
Biological process (GO): plant-type cell wall organization or biogenesis; UDP-L-arabinose metabolic process
Cellular component (GO): cytosol; Golgi apparatus; plant-type cell wall
Molecular function (GO): UDP-arabinopyranose mutase activity
Source: RefSeq, a predicted model, not a curated record
AUCCCCAUUCACGCAGAAGGUAACUUGUUUCUUCAACACAUCACACCAAUCCCACGCUCUCUCAUCUAUAAAUACCCACAUCUCCACCACCACCACCACCACACUCCUUCCCUUCUUCUCAAGAUCUACAUUUCCUCAGCGAAUAUGUCGUCGACGCCAGCGAGCAAGGUGGUGGCGCCGCUGAAAGAUGAGCUGGACAUCGUGAUCCCGACGAUCCGAAACCUGGACUUCCUGGAGAUGUGGAGGCCCUUCUUCGAGCAGUACCAUCUCAUCAUCGUCCAGGACGGAGACCCCUCCAAGACCAUCCACGUGCCCGAGGGCUUCGACUACGAGCUCUACAACCGCAACGACAUCAACCGCAUCCUCGGCCCCAAGGCCUCCUGCAUCUCCUUCAAGGACUCCGCCUGCCGCUGCUUCGGAUUCCUCGUCUCUAAGAAGAAGUACAUCUUCACCAUUGACGACGAUUGCUUCGUGGCCAAAGAUCCAAGUGGUCAAGAUAUCAAUGCAUUGGCUCAACACAUACAUAAUCUGCUAACUCCAGCGACACCAUUCUUCUUCAACACAUUGUACGACCCCUACAGAGAAGGUGCUGACUUCGUCCGCGGCUACCCCUUCAGCCUGAGGGAAGGAGCGCCAACUGCCGUCUCCCAUGGACUCUGGCUCAACAUCCCUGACUAUGAUGCCCCAACCCAGCUUGUCAAACCGCGAGAGCGCAACACUAGGUAUGUCGAUGCUGUCCUGACAAUUCCUAAGGGAACCCUGUUCCCAAUGUGCGGAAUGAACCUUGCCUUCGACAGGGAGCUCAUUGGCGCUGCCAUGUAUUUCGGUCUCAUGGGCGAUGGCCAGCCAAUCGGGAGAUACGACGACAUGUGGGCUGGCUGGUGUACUAAGGUGAUUACUGACCAUUUGGGUCUGGGGGUGAAGACGGGGCUUCCGUAUAUCUGGCACAGCAAGGCUAGCAAUCCAUUUGUGAAUCUGAAGAAGGAAUACAAAGGAAUCUACUGGCAAGAGGAUAUCAUCCCUUUCUUCCAAUCUGUUGUUCUCCCCAAGGAAUGCACGACCGUGCAGAAAUGUUACAUUGAGCUGUCGAAGAUGGUGAAAGAGAAGCUCGGCCCUAUCGAUCCCUACUUCCAGAAGCUGGCCGAUGCUAUGGUCACCUGGAUUGAGGCGUGGGACGAGCUCAACUCUGCUCCUGUUGCUGAUGCUGCCAAGAAGGAUGCUUCUUCUUCAUCCAAGAAGUAGAGAGGUUGACUACUUCUAAUAGAGAUGCAUUUCAAAUUAUUUCACUCCACAGUUUUACUGCUUUGAGUCAUUUUACUUGCUAUGUUUGUUUAAGUUUAUCUAUUUAGACGGAAUGCGAUUUAAUAAUACAUAUGUAUUUUUUUUUUAA